AUGUCCGUCGACUCGCAGCCUCAAAUGCCUAUCGUCAUCCGCCAAUCGGAUGGAUCCAAGAUCCAUGAGAUCGCUGGUCACAAGUUCAAGGCGAUUGUUUUGACACAACCCACGUUCUGCUCAUUUUGCACCAAGUUUAUUUUUGGAGUUGGAAAGCAGGGAUACAAGUGUUUGGGCUGCGAAACGGUCGUGCACAAACGUUGUCACUCCUUCAUCUCGGCUCGCUGCACCUUUGGCCCAUCCUCCCGUGCCCCACAGCUCCCGGAGCAGCCUCUCACCCAUCGCACCCGCUCUGCGUCCGUCGACCCAUCAUCCAACAACCAUCACUUCAACAAACACUUUUACACCCGUCCGACGUUCUGUGAUCACUGCGGAAGCAUGUUGUAUGGUAUUAUGAAACAAGGGGUGCAGUGUGUGGAUUGUCAUGCAAAUGUUCAUUAUCGGUGUCAGGAGAAGGCGUUGAGGAAUUGUGGGAUACAAGUGCAAUGA
Caenorhabditis remanei is the source of this 489-nucleotide messenger RNA. RefSeq lists its product as uncharacterized. The transcript is spliced from 2 exons. The record is from RefSeq and is a predicted model, not a curated record. Gene Ontology annotation, molecular function: protein serine/threonine kinase activity; ATP binding. Bases 1 to 489 code for a protein of 162 amino acids. Gene Ontology annotation, biological process: protein phosphorylation. Lineage: Eukaryota; Metazoa; Nematoda; Chromadorea; Rhabditida; Rhabditidae.